GAGACGAAGUGAAAGAGACUUGAUGUUGGAGAAGAGAGAGACGCGGGACUAAAUUUGCCGGAAACGUAGAGAAAACUGCAGGAUGGAGUGCGCUUUGUCUUUUUGAGGAGGCUUCUGGCUGGGCUGCCUGCAUGCAGCAACAAAGUAUAUUUCAUUGGAUGAAACACUGAUUUUCUGAGACCUGUGGACCGUUGUUUGCACGCUUCCAAAGUAAACAAACACCAUCAGGCAGACCAAGGAGCAUCAUCUAUCAUCUGCAAACAUACCAAGAAAUGGUUGUCCUUCUCUACUAACAGGAUGAGUGAGGAGAGCAUUUAGCAGAGAAACAGCCAAGAGGCCCAUAAUGAAUGACUUCUAACCAGUGGCUGAUCGGCUGAAGUGAAGGAUUUUCAAAGACUAUCUAUUCUACCAGGCUCCAUACCAUCGCUGCUCAAAGUAGACCGUAUACAGCAGUGAAUAUCCUCUGGAUUGCAGAAGAUCUGUGCGAACAACUGAGAAAGCGUUUACAGAUUUAACAGAGGACAGUUGGACUGAUACUGAGGGACAGCAGAGGAAGCUCUGUCCAUCGUACCCUCUGGACAUUUUAAUUAUAACUGCCAAACUGUGACGUUUAUGUUGUAAUAAUUGUGAUUGUGAAACCUAAAGAAGAGAUCAGAUUUUCUCAUUUGAGGACUUUUUGAUGUUUCUUCCCAUCUCUGUCCCCGCUGCUCAACAAAUAAAAUCACUACCAGCCUUUUCAAAGCGAGUGUAGCCCAGCACAAUACUUUCUUGCAUGACCUAGUGCUUGCAUGAGGAUCCAGGAUUGCUUUUGACUUCCAAGAAGGAUCCUUAAGCUCUCAGCUGUCUUCUGACUGCCUGCCCGUCCAACUGUAGCAUUUGGGUGUGGAGGGGUGGUUUCAGAAUUAAACCUCUGGACACUCAAUGAAGAUGACUUAGGUUGGCAGGCCUGAAAGCUCCAUACCCAGGAAGAGAGAACAAGCUUGGCAGGAGGACUAACACCCACCCAACACACACAAAUGUGGACGCCGUGGCGGCUUUGAGCCAUGCUGGUGUUGCUGCUUGUGGAGCCCUGGAGUACAGGCUAUCAUCAUCCCUAUUUUAAUUCACCCAAGCUGAGGAAGAUUCAGCAGCCUGAAGGAAAGAGGCUAUACUUCUGAGCGAUUCAAAGAAGACUGUGAAACUGUGCUAACACAGAGAGAUCCAAAGCAACAUCCUCAAUCACACGCACAGACACUCUAAUACUCCUCUCCUCAAAUCCCCGACACAGGAAAAACAAAGCUGCGGCGGACGUGAAAGGCACAGAAACUGAGCAGGAGCUGUGCACCAACAUGGCAGCUGAAAGUCUUGCCGAGCUUCGCGAUUGGCUAUUUCUCCUCCUCCUGGUCCUCACCUUAUUGGCUGAGGUGCUGGAGCUGGCAGCAGCUGCAAUCGCCAUGGAGACAGGCGAGGGAGAUGAGGGCAUUGUUUGUCCCUCCGUGUGCCGCUGUGAUGAGGGCUUUGUCUACUGCAACGACCGUGGCCUGAGCAUAAUCCCUCCACUGCCAUUAACUGCUGCUAUCCUCUACUUACAGAGCAACCGGCUGAGCAACGCCGGGCUGCCACAGUCAUUGGAACGCAGCACUUCUAUACGAGUGAUCUACCUAUACGCCAACCAGCUGGAUGAGUUUCCGAUACACCUUCCACCCUCCUUAAGGGAGCUCCAUUUGCAGGAUAAUAAUAUACGAACGUUACCGCGAUCAGCUUUGGCCAAGUUACCAUUACUAGAACGUUUACACCUGGAUGAUAACUCAAUAUCCACAGUUAGCAUCCAGGAUCGAGCUUUUUCUGGGACUCCGAGGCUUCGACUACUGUUUCUGUCUCGGAAUCACCUAUCAAGCAUCCCCGCAGGCCUUCCGGCAUCACUGGAAGAGUUGCGACUGGAUGACAACAGGAUUAGUACAAUCCCAACGCAUGCUUUCCGCGGUCUCUCCUCCUUGCGACGUCUGGUCCUGGAUGGAAACCUGCUAGCCAACACACGCAUCGCAGACGAUACCUUUUCUCGUCUAUCCAACCUGACGGAGCUGUCUCUAGUCAGAAACGCUCUGCAGUCUCCACCGGUCAACCUCCCUUCAGCUCACCUGAUACGACUACACUUGCAAGACAACGGGAUGACCCACAUACCAAGGGCAACGCUGGACGGGAUGAAGCGUCUACAGAGGCUGGACUUGUCAGGAAACAAUCUGACAAGUCUGCCUCGAGGAAUUCUGAGAGACACAGAAAGUAUGGAGCUGCUGCUGCUGCGAGGGAACCCCUGGUACUGUGGUUGCAACCUUCACUGGCUUCAUUCCUGGCUGCAUGGACGUGGGUCAGCAGUGACAGUCAGAGGCCUCAUCUGUCAGGGGCCUGAUUCUGUACGGGGCCAGUCACUCAGAGAUCUAACAUCAUUGAUGGAGCAGUGUGAAGGCUCUCCUGCAGGUUCUAGUCCUGGAGAAGUGGUAAACCCAGUAGAGAAAGAUAGAGGAGGUGAAGAUGAUGUUGGAGAGAGUCAAGUAGUGUCUCAUGGGAGCACCACUACUCCCCCUCUGUUGGUCCCUACACAAGGUUCUCUCUUCAUUCUGCGGCCUAAACGGCCUGGCCUCAUUAUGCCCCUGCCUCCAGGGGAAGGUGGACAAGUAUCUGGAGAGGCCUUAGAGCUGACUGUUAAACCUCUCUCUUCGGACAGUGUCCUUGUGAGUUGGCUGUACCCACAGCCAGCGCCCUCCUUCCGUCUGUCAUGGCUAAGAAUGGGAAGCAGUGCAGCACUUGGCUCAAUGACAGAGACUUUGGUUCCUGGAGAGAGGAGGCAGUAUCUCCUUACCCAGCUCACUCCACGUUCCCGUUACCUCAUAUGCCUUCUGCCACUACGACAGGAGGCCUCUUUUGGGGGAUCCAGUAUGGGUUCAUCUCGAGCUAGCAGCAUUGACACAGACAGUAAAGACUCAGCUCCAGCCUGUGCUCAAAUAGAGACUGGAGAUGUCAGCUCUGGAGGGCAGGGUGAAGAUAACGAGGGACAGGACUCUGAGCUAACAGCUCUGCCAUUAGCUGGAAUAAUAGGAGGAGCCACUGCAUUGGUGAGCUUGCUCUUAAUCUUUGCUAUCUUCUGCUGGUAUGGACAGAGAUCAGGUUACAUGUCUGGGGACUCAGGCUCAUACAACAGAGGCCGGGGUGGGAAGCAUUAUGAUGACUAUGUAGAGUCAGGCACCAAGAAAGACACUUCCAUCCUAGAGAUCAGGGCCCCUCCUGCAGGGUUUCAGAUGACAGCUAUGGCCCAUCAGUCCCUGCAGCCUAAGCUGGAGGAUGUUACCUAUAUCCACACCAUUUUCCCUUCUUCCUCCUCCUCUUCCUCCCAAGCUAACGGGACCUACCGGAGCAGCCAUGGAGCUGGCAGUCUCAACGGUACCAUCCUCAGCCAAGCCAGCCACCAUCAUGUUACUUAUGGUACUAACCGUGGCUACAGAGAGGGUGGCAUCCCUGACAUAGAUUAUGCCUACACGUGAUGAUGCAAGGCACACUCCCUGAGCUACCAGAGUCCUUGUUGGCUGGUGGCAUUUUGCCCUUGGUUUCCAAAGUACCCUCUGUGCCUCUGAUGGUUCGAUUCUGAUUGGUUUGCUUAGUAGAUGAUGAUGAUAGGACAAUGUUAAUGAGCGGCAGAAGUAAGAGUCCCACUAUACUCUUUUGCGGUACCCUACAGAAUACAUUAGGCUCUUCUCUCAGCAUUGCUUAUUGUUCUAAAUGGUUAUGUUUCCUCCUUUGGAAAUCUCAGUGUCUUUCAAACCUACUGCUCUUCUCAGCUCAUAAUAAUACAAGGUAACUUAUUUGAGGUUGAUAUACUAGGCUUAGCUGAUUUAGCAGGAGAUAUAUUUAUAUUAUGAGGAAAGGGCACUUGAUGUGUAUAGAGAUAGGGCUCAUAUCUUCCUUCCAACUGUAAGCUCUGUGCUGUAUAGAUAAAACAGAUGACAGAAAGGAGAAAUCAAUGGUUGUUAUAACCCACAGAUGACAAUGCAUCAUGGCUGACAUGAAAAGAUGUGUUCCUAGCUCCCUUCUUUCCUCCGGUUUACUCCCCCCUUCUUAAUUUUUCCAUCUUUCCACCUCUUGUUUAGUUUUUUCCUUUCUUUUAGAAGCUGAAGCUCUUUUUCUUUUAUUCCUCUCGUGUCUUUUGUGGUGCUGUGAGCAGAGGACGACUUUGUUCUCGCCAAGGGAGCUGACAGCAGUGAUAACAGCUCUGACAGAGACGGGAGACACAAACCACAGCAUGGGUAGACUAAUGAGAGGGAAAGAGAGAGGGAAAGUGUGUGUGUGGGGGGGUGAUGGAUUGAUGGGUGGAUGGAGGAAAGAAGAUAAAAGACAACGAGGGGGAAAACAGAAAGGGUUGCUGUUUGGGUGGGUGCAGUCUCUCAGAGAGGUGGCUUGCUUUUGGCAAAGAGCGAGGAACAAGAAGAAAGAAACAGGAGUUAAGUUAAAAAGGGCGUGUGACCAAUGAAGCGGCAGGAGGCAAAAAAGAGGACAAAAGGAAAAGAAGAUCGAGGGGAAGAGGGCUGACAACUGGAAUAAUGUGAAUUCUUCAUCUUAAAAAAUGGAUGAAAUUUCGCCCACAGCGUGGCCACUGCUUCCAACAAAUAUGAGUGAUAAAAGACUGCAUGAUUUUGUCAAAAGCUUGAUUGAACUGUGUUUGAUUUAUAGAGUUAAGAACAUUUCAAUAAAUAAAACGAAGCAAGGAAGAGGCAAGACAAACAAAAGGCAAAAUAUUCUCCAAGCAAACAAUACGAAUAAAAAAACUCUGAAUUAAGGAGAACAGCAUUAACCCAGUUUUUAAUUCGGCUUGGUCUUAUUAAAUUAUCCUUUCAACAGUAAUGAAAGAAACCGAUCGUGCAACUUAUAAUAGUAACUCAUUAAUCUUCAAGAGGAAGGACAAACCUUUUUAUUUGGAAAUAACUUGGCAAAGCAGAUACUUUUUGUGGAGGAUAAUAUGAAGACUGAGCUCUUAUUACACAUAUUAUACAACUUGAGGUUGAUUAAAGAAGGUUUUUUUAUAUAAUUUUAUUGUUUGGGGGAACAUACUAAUAGAAAAAUAUCUAUCAUGUUAAAUGUGAUUUUGCAUUCUGAUAUUUAUGUGUUCUUCUAAAGUCUGGUCCCACAUAAAACUACAGUAAUUUUGGUUCAUCUAGUACCAUGGUUCAACAUUUUAUAUAAAAAAGCAGCACCUCUCUAAACGAAGUUGACAUCAGAAACAGAUUUGGACUUUUUUAGUUUGUUGGGUUUGUCAUAAAAAAAGAAGAAAUGAAAACACACCUAUUAGCACUGCAUGUUUGAAUUAGAAAUGUUCAAAAUUCAUGUUGGAAAAAUAAACACAAAGGCCUCCUAAAAUUAGAAUUCAAAGAAGGAAAAACUGGAGUUUCUCAUUCACAUCCUGAUCUCAAAUAUGGCUGCCAUGUAGGAGUUAGAGGUUUAUUUGCACCUUCAGGCCAUUUGUAUCUCAUUAAAUCUUUCACGCACAUACACUAUUGAACAUUGUCUGUUAGUGUUUGAGUGGAUGAAAGUACACACUGCUAAUAGUAAUAAGCUUUGUCACUGUGAACAAAAACUGAUAAAACCUAUAGGUGUUUCGACUUGUUGGUGGAACAUGGAUUCGUUUGGGUUUAAAGUAAUCUCCAGAUCUAAGCUUGGACUUCAGAAGUAGUCACCAUCACUUGUUCUUGGCUCCUCAAACAUUUCUAAGUGCACCUUUUAGGUAGUAUCUGUUUAAAGCUAAGAUCACUGAUCUUGAACAACAAUUUUUACAGGCUGUUUGAACUUUGAAGCUCUUUUCUUCAUCAUUUUUAAAUAGUUGAUGUCACAGGCACAAAACAUAAAGCUUUAUAGAGCUUUAAUCACUGGAGUCAAUUUUAUAAUUAAAAAUACCAAAUUGAUGUUCUGUUCAACUUCCUAGUCGUGAGCUUUGGCCUCUUUAGUCUUUUCACAGACAAAAAUAUAUUUUUAAAAAGCUACCUGUGACUUUAGGUUUCUGUAAUGCUCAGAUAUAAGGUUUACAUAAACUGUAUAAAUCAAGACACAUUAUUCUCUCACAGUGAAUCAGAAUAAACGUUCUCUUUUUUAGGUCAGUAAUUGAUGCCGAAGUUAUUUAUGUAUAUUUGAUUUCAGAAUUAUUUGUCUUUUUACAGAACUUUUUUAAUACUUUUUUUCUAAGUCUGAAGUUUACAUACAUCCUUAGUACUUGUUAGAAUUGCCUUUAAACAGCAUAACACAUAAAAUAUUUUGAUUAUCCAGUUUCCUGGAAUUUAGGGCCGUUCCUCCUGACAGAACUGGUGAGGUUCUGAGUCAGAGACAGGACUGAUUUCCGCAUUACUGUUACACACCUUUUCAGUGCUGCCCGCUAAUUUUCUAUGGGGCUGAGAUCAGGGAUUUGUGGUGGCCACUUCUAAACAUUGACUUUGUUGUCCUUAAGCCACUUAGAGUCACUAUUCAUUUAGAACAAACAUUUGUGCCCAAGCUUUCUGGAUGACGUCUUGAGAUGUUUCUCCAAUAUUUCCACAUAAUAUUUCCCUCAUUAUGCCAUCUGUUCUGUGAAGUGCACCAGUCCCUCCUGCAGUAAAACACCCAGGCAACAUGAUGCUGCCAUUCCCAUUGCUUUCAGUUGGGAUACUCUUCUGAAGCUUUCAAACAUCACAUUUUUUAAUCUAAAUGUAACAAUGAUUACUAUGGCCCAAAAGCCUCAGUUUUAAUUUCAGACGACAUAUCUCAAAAAAUAAAGGUUGUUGUCCCCUGAGUGCAUCUGCAAAGUGUAACCUGGGUUUUAUGUUCGUUUUGGAGUAAUGGCUUCUUCCUGUCAGUACAGGACUCCCAGACACAGAACUCAUCUCCUUCCUGAUAGGUAUAAUAGAUGGAUAUCUUUAUGGUCCUUUUAUUUGCAUAUAAUUGUUUGAACAGAUGAACGUGGCACCUUCAGGCCUCUGGAAAUUGUACCUGAGGUUGACGAUUAUUGAGAUUUGUGGAGGUCCAUAAUUAUCUUCCUAAUAUUUUAACUGAUUUCCUUUGAUUUUCCAUGAGGAGGCAGCUGUUGGACAGGUCUGUUUCUAUUUAACUCAAAUGUUGUGAACAAACAGAUAAGAAGUGUUAGUGUAGGUAAAUGUCUGUCUUUAAAAUAAAUUAAUAAAAAAAAUCUAUUUCAUUAUUCUGGCAUUUAGCAAAUAGGAAUUAUUUUGGUUAUCCUAAUUGAACUAAAGCAGGAAAAUGUUGGAAAAAAAAUUGUUGUGUGUCCUUGUAUACACUCUGCUUAGAUGUUUUGUUUUAACAAUCAGCUGAGAUAACUCAAACAUGAAAUCGCAGCAUCAAGGACUUUUAUUCUUAUCAAGUCACCAACAUGAACCAUUUUAACUUUAAUUCUUCAAGCUAAAGCAUUGAAAUCAGUUUUUUAAGCUAAAUUAUUUAAGAUAAGCUGAUAAAUUGCUGACAGUGAAACAUUUGUUGACAUUUGUUUGGAUGUCCAGCUUUAUGUCUCUAGCUCUGCAUUGACACAGGAUCUAUUAACAGCCCGACUGCUUUACUGUCAAUGCACUCUCAAUAAUAAUAAUAAUAAUAAUAAUAAUGCAAACACAGCCACAAAAAAGCAGCACCUGCUCUCUGACUGCCUUUCACUGACCCCACCAACAGAUACAAAUGCGGAAGGAACUUUGAUGGAAGAUCAAAUUUAAACCAUUGCCAGAUUUUCAGAUGAAGGAGAAGGAUAGAGAGGGGUUGGGAUGUAGAAGGGAAAUUUAGAAAGAGCACUUUAGUGUUGAAACCUGUUCCUGUUUUCUUUUGGUUGUACUCUGCUGAUUUUCCUUCUUGUGUUACUGUGUACCGAUGAUAAUCCAGGCACUCUGGUGUGUAUUUUCUUUCAUUUCUUUAGAAUUGUAUUUGUUUUUUACUUUUUUAAAUUCAGUUUUUGAAAGAGCAGUAAAGCUACCAUUCAUUCUUUCUAGAAAAUCUUUCCUUUAAAAAUCUCCUCAGAUGUGAUACUGAAAACACUCUUAUGUAUAGACAAAACCGAGUGCAAAACGCUGUUUCAUUUAUUGGUCUGUCGUGUGUUUUUCUACGCGGAUGAAUAAAGACUUGUGAGAGGAAAA
Molecule: messenger RNA, 8120 nt
Organism: Girardinichthys multiradiatus
Lineage: Eukaryota; Metazoa; Chordata; Actinopteri; Cyprinodontiformes; Goodeidae
Gene: flrt1b
Product: fibronectin leucine rich transmembrane protein 1b
Exons: 5
Coding region: 1329-3515 (728 amino acids)
Molecular function (GO): protein binding
Source: RefSeq, a predicted model, not a curated record